GAACAACAGUACCUUCUAAUGAAGGAGCAAUGGAUAUUAGAGAACAAGAUAAUGGUAAACCUGAAGACGAUGAUAACUAUGGAAAAAUGACACACAUAAAGAAAAAAGAAAUCUCCCUAAUCGUUGACUUCAAAUCCUACGGAUAUAUUAUAUCAUUAAAAUUACUAAAAGAACUUGACAUGGAAAUAGAUAAAGCUUCCAAGACAAUCAUG
Messenger RNA from Funneliformis geosporum, 212 nucleotides. NCBI's taxonomy places the organism in Eukaryota, Fungi, Glomeromycota, Glomeromycetes, Glomerales, Glomeraceae. The record is from the annotation of a GenBank genome assembly.